Molecule: messenger RNA, 2541 nt
Organism: Prunus armeniaca (apricot)
Lineage: Eukaryota; Viridiplantae; Streptophyta; Magnoliopsida; Rosales; Rosaceae
Source: the annotation of a GenBank genome assembly
AUGGCGGAAGAAGAUCAAUCACAGCCCUUGGUGGUCUACCUUCACGGUGACCUCGAUUUGAAAAUUCUAGAAGCGCGGUGUUUGCCCAACAUGGAUAUGGUCUCCGAGCGUCUCCGCCGCUUCUUCUCGGCGUGCCGAAAGCCUUUUUCGAGUGGCACGCCGCACCACUCUCACCACAAUAUCAUCACCAGCGACCCUUACGUCACCGUCUGCCUCGCCGGAGCCACCGUCGCUCGCACGCGGGUCAUUUCCAACUCCCAGAACCCCGUCUGGAAAGAGCACUUCACGAUCCCCCUCGCCCAUCCGGUCUCCCAAGUCGACUUCUACGUCAAGGACAACGACAUGUUCGGCGCUGAUUUAAUCGGCAUCGCAAAGGUUUCGGCGCAGCGAAUCCUCUCCGGCGAAACCAUCAGCGAUUGGUUCCCGAUCAUUGGGCCAUUGGGCAAGCCGCCGAAACCAGACGCCGCCGUUAAGCUGGAGAUGAGGUUCACGAAAUGCGAGGACAAUCCGAUGUAUCAGCAAGGCAUUUCAAACGACCCCGAUCGUAUCGGGAUCAGAAAUUGUUAUUUUCCGGUGAGGCAAGGAGGGCAUGUGACGCUGUAUCAGGACGCACACGUGCCGGAUUCAAUGCUAGGGGAGAUAGAAUUGGACGACGGGGUUGUGUUUGAGCACGGCAAGUGUUGGGAGGAUAUAUGCCAUGCGAUAUUGGAGGCACAUCACUUGGUGUAUAUCGUGGGUUGGUCCAUUUUUCAUAAGGUGAAGCUGGUGAGAGAGCCCACGAAGCCUUUGCCGAGCGGUGGGAAUUUGAAUUUGGGGGAGCUGCUCAAGUACAAGUCCGAAGAAGGCCUGCGAGUUUUGUUGCUGGUUUGGGAUGAUAAAACUUCUCACAGCAAAUUCUUCAUCAACACGAAUGGAGUGAUGCAAACUCAUGACGAAGAAACACGCAAGUUUUUUAAGCACUCUUCGGUUUCAUGCGUGCUGUCACCUCGAUAUGCCAGCAGUAAGCUUAGCAUUUUCAAGCAACAGGUUGUUGGAACUCUGUUUACCCAUCACCAGAAAUGUGUGAUUGUGGAUACACAAGCAUCUGGAAAUAAUCGAAAGAUUACUGCAUUCAUAGGAGGUCUAGACCUUUGUGAUGGCCGCUAUGAUACUCCCGAGCAUCGACUUUUUCGCGACCUUGACACUGUUUUCCAGGAUGAUUUUCAUAAUCCUACAUUUUCUGGAGGAACAAGGGGUCCAAGACAACCGUGGCAUGACUUACAUUGCAAGAUUGAAGGUCCAGCUGCGUACGAUGUGCUUACUAAUUUUGAGCAGCGUUGGAGAAGAGCCACAAAGUGGUCGGAGUUGGGCCAACGCUUUAAGAAAGUAUCUCGUUGGCACGACGACGCUUUGAUAAAGUUGGAGCGGAUCUCAUGGAUACUUAGUCCCUCCUCCUCAACUUCCAACGAUGAUCCCGCCUUACGGGUUUCGCAUGAAGAUGACCCUCAAAACUGGCAUGUUCAGGUCUUUCGAUCCAUAGAUUCUGGAUCUCUGAAAGGAUUUCCUAAGGAUGUUUAUGAAGCAGAGGCUCAGAAUCUUGUUUGUGCCAAAAAUUUGGUAAUAGACAAGAGCAUCCAAACAGCAUACAUCGAGGCAAUCAGAUCUGCCCAACACUUCAUAUAUAUUGAGAAUCAGUAUUUCCUCGGAUCAUCAUAUGGAUGGCCUACUUACAAAGAAGCAGGUGCUGACAAUUUAAUUCCAAUGGAGUUGGCACUAAAGAUUGCAAGUAAGAUAAAAGCCAAUGAGAGAUUUGCAGUGUAUAUCGUCAUACCCAUGUGGCCAGAGGGUGUGCCCUCUUCUGCUUCUGUGCAAGAAAUUCUCUUUUGGCAGGGACAAACAAUGCAAAUGAUGUAUGAAAUCAUAGCAAAAGAGCUGAAAUCCAUGAACCUUGAGAAUGUUCAUCCACACGACUAUUUAAAUUUCUACUGUCUUGGUAACCGGGAGAAGAUACCGGACACAGUGUCCUGUGCAGUUAACAAAACUUCUGGAAAUGGAGAAUAUCACACGGUUUCGGCCUCCCAAAAGUUUCAACGGUUUAUGAUUUAUGUGCAUGCCAAGGGAAUGGUUGUAGAUGAUGAGUACGUGAUCAUAGGGUCUGCAAAUAUAAACCAACGAUCCAUGGCUGGUUCUAGGGACACCGAGAUAGCCAUGGGUGCAUAUCAACCGCAUCACACGUGGGGCAAGAAGAAGCGGCAUCCUCGUGGCCAGGUAUAUGGGUAUAGAAUGUCACUGUGGGCAGAACACUUGGGGAUGGUGGAUAGUUGCUUCAAGGAGGCUGGAAGUUUGGAGUGUGUGAAGCGAGUGAACUCGAUUGCGGAAGAGAAUUGGACGAAGUUUGUGGGAGAUGAGUUUGCAGCAUUACAAGGGCAUCUCAUUAAAUACCCAGUUGAGGUAGAUGUCAAUGGGAAGGUAGGUGCUUUGCCUGGACGAGAGAGUUUCCCUGAUGUUGGCGGUAAGAUCCUUGGAACCCGUACCACUCUUCCUGAUGCACUCACUACUUAA